Messenger RNA from Mus musculus (house mouse), 7214 nucleotides. RefSeq names its product ATP-binding cassette, sub-family A member 9 (gene Abca9). Bases 471 to 5342 code for a protein of 1623 amino acids. The record is from RefSeq and is a predicted model, not a curated record. Gene Ontology annotation, biological process: transmembrane transport. NCBI's taxonomy places the organism in Eukaryota, Metazoa, Chordata, Mammalia, Rodentia, Muridae. Gene Ontology annotation, cellular component: plasma membrane; membrane. The transcript is spliced from 40 exons. Gene Ontology annotation, molecular function: ATP hydrolysis activity; ABC-type transporter activity; ATP binding.
UUUUUACGUGGUAUCUGGGAAUCGAACUCAGUUCCUUAUGCGUGCUAGGUUAGUGCUCUAUUUGGUGAGCAGUCUCCCCAGGCUGAGAAUACAAUCUCUCUGUCAAUAUUAUGCUUUCUAUCAUAAGAACCACGGUGCAGGCAGCAUGCACGCAGUGCUACUGAGGAUCCCUGCUGAGGAACUGGCGGGAGGCAGAGAAAGGAAAAACAGUGGAGGAGUGUGAGCAGAGCUUUUGGCAGCCAGUCUGAACCCUCAGAAGAAUUCUCUUCAGAAACCAGAGUAAAACAGAACCAACCGUCCACGAUAAGGAAAAUCAAAAUCAACAUGUAGCAGUGACUCGAAAGAAGAAACGGGACUUCUCCUCCGGGACAAAGAUCUGUGGAUGGACUUCUAGAAGAUUCUUGCUUCGGCUUCCUCAGAACUUUCACAUCUACUUCCUUGAUGUCCUUUAACAAAACAAACAAGUCAAAAUGAGGAAGAGACACUUGAGACUGGGUCAGCAAAUGUGGGCGCUUCUCUGCAAGAACUGGCUCAGAAAGUUCAGGAUGAGAAGAGAGACCCUCCUGGAAUGGCUUUUCUCACUUCUUCUAAUAUUGUUUGUAUAUCAAUUAUCCUCCAAUUUGCAUCAAGUUCAUGACGCUCCUGAAAUGUCUGUGGUGGAUCUGGGACGUGUUGAUAACUUUAACGAUUCUAAUUAUAUGAUGGUGUUUGCUCCUGAGUCCGAAGCCACCCAUGAGAUAAUGAACAAAGUGGCCUCAGCUCCAUUCAUGAAAGGAAGAACAAUUGUGGCAUGUCCUGAUGAAAAAUCCAUGAAUGAGCUAGACUUAAAUUACUCGAUAGAUGCAGUGAGAGUCAUCUUCAAGGACACUUUCUCAUAUCAUUUGAAAUUUUCUUGGGGUCAGAGGAUCCCUAAAACAAAAGAGCACAAAGACCAUUCAGCUCCUUGUGAACCACUGAACAAUAAAAUGAUUUGUGAAAACUCAGCCUUCUGGGAAAAGGGCUUUGUAGCCUUUCAAGCUGCCAUUAAUGCUGGUAUCAUUGAGAUGAUCACAAACCACUCCGUGAUGGAAGAGCUGAUGUCUGUCAUUGGUUCCAAUAUGAAGAUGCCGCCUUUUAUUGCCCAAGGAGGAGUUGCAACUGAUUUUUUUAUUUUCUUCUGUGUUAUUUCCUUCUCUUCACUUAUAUACUAUUUAUCAGUCAAUAUUACUCAAGAAAGACAGUACAUGACAACAUUAAUGGCGAUGAUGGGGCUUCGAGAGUCGGCUUUCUGGCUUUCCUGGAGUCUGAUGUAUGCUGGCUUUAUCCUUGUCGUGGCUGUUUUGAUGUCUCUUAUUGUGAAAUCUGCCCAAGUUGUCGUCUUAACUGGUUUCAUGGUGGUGUUCCUUCUGUUUCUCUUUUAUGGCCUGUCUUUGAUAACUUUAUCUUUCCUCAUGAGUGUGUUGAUAAAGAAACCGUUUCUUACUGGCUUGGCUAUCUUCAUCCUUACCGUCUUCUGGGGAAGUCUGGGAUUCACAGCGUUAUACAAACAUCUUCCUGCCUUUGUGGAAUGGACCUUGUGUUUUCUUAGCCCCUUUGCCUUUACCACUGGAAUGGCCCAGCUUAUACAUUUGGACUAUGAUGUGAAUUCUAAUGUAAAUUUGAACUCUCCAAACAACUCGUACCUAAUCAUGGCCACGCUCUUCAUGCUGGUUUUGGAUGCUCUUCUCUAUUUGGUACUGGCGUUAUAUUUUGACAAAAUUACACUCAGUAAGUACGGACAUCAACGGUCUCCAUUGUUUUUCCUGAAGUCGUCUUACUGGUUUAAACGCAGAGGAGCUAGUCACGUGGUCCUUGAGAAUGAAAUAGAUUCGGAUCCCUCGCUGAAUGACUCACUGGAACCAGUGUCUCCAGAAUUCCAGGGGAAAGAAGCCAUCAGGAUCAAAAAUCUUAAAAAAGAAUAUUCUGGAAAGCAUGGGAAAGUAGAAGCCUUGAGAGGUCUGGGGUUUGACAUAUAUGAAGGCCAGAUCACUGCCCUCCUUGGUCACAGUGGAGCUGGGAAAACCACCCUGAUAAAUACACUCAGUGGACUGUCACCCCCUACUACAGGUUCCGUCACCAUUUAUAACCAGACAGUUUCAGAGAUGGACGACUCUGACGCCGUCCUCACGAUCACUGGAGUUUGUCCACAGUCCAACGUACAGUUUGGCUUUCUCACCGUGCGAGAAAACCUCAGGCUUUUUGCCAAGAUAAAGGGAAUUUUGCCACAUGAAGUGGAACAAGAGGUACAACAAGUUCUACAGGACUUAGAAAUGGAAAAUAUUCAAGACAUUCUUGCUCAGAAUUUAAGUGGCGGACAAAAAAGGAAGUUGACUCUUGGGAUCGCCAUUUUAGGAGACCCCCAGGUUUUGCUCCUGGAUGAACCAACUGCUGGGUUGGAUCCACUCUCGAGGCAUCGCAUAUGGAACCUACUGAAAGAGAGGAGAGCAGGCAGAGUAAUUGUCUUCAGUACUCAGUUCAUGGAUGAGGCUGAUAUCCUGGCCGACAGGAAGGUGUUUAUAUCCAAUGGGAGACUGAAGUGUGCGGGCUCUUCUCUGUUCCUGAAGAAGAAAUGGGGCAUUGGCUAUCAUCUAAGUUUGCAUUUGAAUGAAGCGUGUGAUCCAGAGGGUAUAACGUCACUGGUCAAAAAGCACAUCUCCGACGCCAGGCUGACCACGCAAAGCGAAGAACGGCUUGUCUAUAUCUUGCCCCUGGAAAGGACAAACAAGUUUCCAGACCUUUACCGGGAUCUUGAUAGAUGUUCUAACCAAGGCAUUGAGGAUUAUGGCGUUUCCAUGACAACCCUGAAUGAGGUGUUCCUGAAGUUAGAAGGGAAGUCGAUGGCUGAUGAAUCAGAUGUUGGAAUUUGUGGGCGCUUACAAAGCGAUGGGGCAAGAGACAUGGAAAGCCUCGUUGAGCUGGAGCAAGUGUUGUCUUUAGAUUCGUCAGGAAGCUCAGUGAGUGGCAUGGCGCUGUGGAGGCAGCAGCUCUGCGCAGUCGCGAAGGUUCGCUUCUUCAAGCUCAAGAAUGAACGGAAAAGUCUGAUGACUGUGUUAUUGCUUUUUGGCAUUAGCUUUGUCCCCCAACUUUUGGAACAUCUCGUCUACAAGGUAUACCACAAAAGUUAUUCAUGGGGGCUAUCUCCAAGUAUGUAUUUCCUUUCACCAGGACAGCCACCACAGGAUCCUCUGACCCACUUACUGGUCAUCAAUAGAACAGGUUCAAGCAUCGAUAACUUUGUACACGCACUAAGACAGCAGGGCAUAGCAUUAGACCUGGAUGCCCUGGGGACCAGAAAUGGCACAGAAGAGGCGCUGUACAAUGGUGCUAUCACGGUGCUGGGUGAAGAAAAGGCUCUCAGAUUUUCCGUAGCGUGUAAUGCCAAAAGACUAAACUGCUUCCCAGUCCUCAUGGAUAUUAUUAGCAAUGGGCUGCUUGGAAUAUUUAACUCUUCUGAACGCAUCCAGACCGACAGAAGCACAGUCUUUGAAGAACACAUGCUUUAUGAGUACGGAUUCAUGAGCAACGCAUUUUUCUGGAUACCAGUGGCUGCCAGCCUCACCCCUUACAUUGCGAUGGGCAGCAUCAGUGACCACAAAAAAAAAGUUCUUUCCCAGCUGUGGACUUCAGGCCUUUACCCGUCUGCUUACUGGUGUGGACAGGCUCUGGUGGACAUUCCCAUAUACUUCCUCAUUCUCUUUCUCAUGCAAAUAAUGGACAGUGUUUUUAGUUCUGAGGAGUUUAUAUCUGUGAUGGAGAGCCUGUUGAUUCAGAUCCCAUGUAGUAUUGGCUAUGCAUCAUCUCUCAUAUUCAUGACUUAUGUGAUUUCAUUCAUUUUUCGUAAUGGCAGAAAAAAUAGUGGCAUCUGGUCAUUUUUCUUCCUAAUUGUCACCAUCUUCUUUAUCAUUGCUACUGACAUAAAUGAAUACGGCUUUCUAGAGCUGCUAAUCUGCACCUUUUUAGUCCCUCCUUUCACACUGAUUGGCUCACUAUUGAUUUUUUCUGAGGUUUCCUAUGACUCUGUGGAUUACUUGGGAACGUCAGAAUCUCAACUCGUAUUUCUGGCAUUGCUGAUACCUUACCUUCACUUUCUUCUUUUCUUUUUCAUUCUGCGAUGUCUGGAAAGAUACCUCAGGAAGAAGUCACUGAGAGUGGACCCUGUGUUCAGAAUUUCUCCGAGAAGUUGUCCUGCUGUUCCGAACCCAGAAGAGCCCGGAGAAGAGGAUGAAGAUGUUCAGAUGGAAAGAGUGAGAACAACGGGCGCCAUGGCUACCCUACAGACUGAUGAGAAACCAGUCAUCAUUGCAAGCUGUCUGCGGAAGGAAUAUAUAGGCAGAACGAAAAGGUGCUUUUCCAAAAUGAAGAAAAAGAUCGCCACGAGGAACAUCUCCUUCUGUGUUAAAAAAGGUGAAGUCCUAGGGCUCUUAGGACACAAUGGAGCUGGCAAAAGUACAACAAUUAGCAUGAUAACAGGAGACACAAUACCAACCGCAGGUCAGGUGUUUUUGAAAGGGAGCGGUGGGGGUGCUGCCCUCGGAUUCUUGGGGUACUGCCCUCAGGAGAACGUGCUGUGGCCCAACCUGACAGUGAAGGAACACCUGGAGUUGUAUGCUGCUGUGAAGGGGCUGAAGAAAAAGGAUGCUGUGGUCACCAUCACACGGUUGGUGAAUGCCCUUAAACUGCAGGACCACUUGAAGGCUCUUGUCAGGACCUUGUCAGAGGGAGUGAAGAGAAAGCUGUGUUUCGUGCUGAGCAUCCUGGGGAACCCUCCUGUGGUACUUCUGGAUGAGCCAUCGACUGGGAUGGACCCCGAAGGGCAGCAGCAAAUGUGGCAGGCGAUCCGAGCCACUUUCACAAACACAGAGCGGGGCGCCCUCCUGACCACCCAUUACAUGGCAGAAGCAGAGGCUGUGUGUGACCGUGUGGCCAUCAUGGUGUCUGGGAGGCUGAGGUGCAUUGGUUCUAUCCAACAUCUGAAGAGCAAAUUCGGCAAAGAUUACCUGCUGGAGAUGAAGGUGAAGACCCCCUCACAGGUGGAACCCCUGAACACGGAGAUCAUGAGACUGUUCCCCCAGGCUGCUCGGCAGGAAAGGUACUCCUCUCUGAUGGUCUAUAAGUUGCCUGUUGAGGACGUACGACCUUUAUCCGAGGCUUUCUUCAAAUUGGAGAGAUUGAAAGAGAAUUUUGACCUGGAAGAAUACAGCCUCUCACAGUCUACUCUGGAGCAGGUCUUCCUGGAGCUCUCCAAGGAGCAGGAGCUGGACGACUUUGGCGAAGAAGCCAAUUCCUCAGUGAAAUGGAAGCUCCUCCCACAGGAAGAGCUGUAAAGUUCAAAGUCCUCUCUGUAUCCUCAAGCUCACAUCCCUCUUACAGACAGUAUAUUUAAGAGCAUCACUGUGCCUUACUUGGUCGGUGUGCAAACAGCUUAGAACACGCAGCCAGACUACGCUCAAUCAAGUCACGUUGCACACAGUGUGGAGUUUUAAACUGCAUUUACAAUAGUAUUGAUGCUUCUGAGCAUGCUAAAGAGACUGAUUGAUUUUCUUCGCCUGAACUUCAAAACAUUAACUUUUUUCUUUCCUCCGUGUCUAGGUAAGGUAUAAUGUAAACAAUAUUGAUUUUAGGGAGAAGAGGAUCAAUUGAUUUCCCAACAGCACAGUAUUUGUUUUUUUGUGUAACUCACCCUGACCUGUCUGUCAUUCACUAGUUCUUUACUCACAGUUUGCCCACUCUGAGUUACGGAGAAAUGUUUUGUCCACUGUGACUGACUGCGGAAGCAACUUUAAACUGGUGGACGUAAAUACUUGCAACCAUUAAAUAACUGUGUGCAUGUUUACAUACGAAUCUGAAACAUUUCUGAAAUUUUGAUUUGGGAAAAAGUAAUGCAGAGGAGGGGUACUCUUAGGUCCAAGGACUGGCUUUGUAUGUAUUUAUUUACCAAGUCUGUGAAUGCUACAACCUCUCUACUGCAACAUCAGUACAGUUACCUGGACUCUUAUCUAGGAGAUUUUUUUGUUGUUACUACUAGUAUUGUUACUAAUUAACCAAACAUCUAUAUGAAAUUAUAAGUUAAUAUGAAAAAAUUAUAUGAAAAAAAAUUCCCUUGAUGCUAAGAUUGUAACUUCAUAGUGUAUGUGAAUAUCAACUGCCCUCAACUUACAAGGAGACUUCUCAAGUAGACUUUGAGCAAAGGCUCUAAGCCUUUAAAGUUAAAAAGAGACAUUAAUGCUGGACUUGCUGAUGUACCUGCUUUAUGAAUAACAACUUAAUCCGUACACAUCAAUGCAUUAAAAACACUUUAUUUAGGGUCAGAAAACUGCCUCAGCUGGUUAAGGUGCCCAGUUGUCAAGUCUGAUGUCCAGAGUUUGAUCCUUGGGUGGGACCCAAAUUGUGGAAGGAGAGAACCAUCACUCAAGCUGUUUUCUGAUCUCCACAUACAUGUAGUGUCAGGCGUAUAUGUCUACAUACCUGCACUCAGGACAAACAAACAAACAAACAAAAUUUAAAUAAAAAUAUAAUGGGCUUUCCUGUGGUGUUUUCCAAUAUAGUCUGAUUUUGUUGAUCCUUCUCCGUUGACCCCUCCUUCCUCUUUUUCCUCUGUACCACUCUGGCUGGUCAUCUUACCCACCAGCCCUCUUCCAUUUUUUAUGUAGCAUGUAUUUCAAAACCUUCCUUUAUGUUCCCCUCCUUAAUAGUCCUCAUUAGUUUUUCUCAGUUUGUCACAGACUUGAGUUACUCGGUACAAGGGAACCUCAGUUGAGAAACUGUUGGUGUGUCCGUAUAGCAUCUUCUUUGCUUUUCAUUUUUAUCUUAUGGGCAUUUUCAUUGCAUGUAUAUCUGCACAUCACACAUAUAAGAUGCCUAUGGAGACCAGAAGAGGGCAUUAAAUAAACACCCAGAGAUUGGAAUUGUAUACAGUGGUGAGCCUCCAUAUGCUAGGACUGAGUUAUCUCUCCAGCCCCAGGCAUUUUCUUGCUGAUCAGUUGAUAGAAUGGUAUCCAGCCCACUCUCAAUGCUACCAUCUUUAGGCAAGUGAGUCUGGGAUGUCUGAGGAAGGCAGCUGAGCAAACCUGGGCAAGCAAACCAGUAAGCAUCAUCACUCCAUGAUCUCUGCUACAGUUCCUGCGUUGAGUGCCUGUCUGCUUUGGAAAUCAACUGUAAUCUGUAAGCCAAAAUAAAAACCUUUUCUUCUAGAGUGA